AUGCGACCUAACAAGGUUGAGCGAAAGAGGGAGCUGGAGUUUGCUGUGGCUCUCCGUCAAAAGGAGUUGGAGGAGCUGCGACAUCGUAGGACUCAGCUGGAGCAGGGGCUGUGCUUGUCGCAUGACGCGCUAGAUGCGAAUGACCUUUCCGCCAUCUUUCCUGUUCUUGAGUACUGCGGUCCCAAACCCCGUCGGGACCUGCGUACCAUUCCCAUUGCACACGUCGGAAGUGUUCUAAUGCAGUUUGAGUUGGCCUUUAAGGCUAUUUCGGAGCACAACCAGACAUUGUUGCACGAGGUGAAGGAGCUUAACCGCCGCAUCAAGGCGGAGGGGAAGAACUGUGCCAAGGUGCAAGAGAACACCAAGGAGCUCGAGGACACUACUGGGGUGAAGGCAAAGUCUCAGGAAGAAGCAAACGGGCGCAAUUCGCUCCUUUUCCAAAACAACACUGAUGUAAGUCUUCAAGAAUUGACGUCGAGAAAGGCUCUUAUUGCAAAGGAAAUCAGGACGGGGCAACUACUCAUCAAGAAGAAGGAGGAGUCGCUUCUUGAGAUGGCAAAUACGUCACGGCAACGUCAGGAACUUCGUGACGAGAUUAACGCCUUGAACAAUGAUAUUCGUGUUAUCGAUCGGGAUUUAAAGUGUGAGAAGGAAGCACUGUUGGCCCUGGUCGCUGAACACGACGACGUUGAUGCCAGAUUGUGCAAGCUCAUGGCCACACGGGAGUCUACGGCCCUUAUUGCCAAUACCAGUCAAGAGGGUAUCGCGGAAAUAAGGAGUGAGAUUUCUGGCACGGUGGCAGAGUCUCGUCAGCGGCAAGAACGUGUUAUCAAGACGCAGAACUACCGCAUUGAGCAGUUGGAACAUCGUCUGGAGUGCAUUGAAAAGGCACUACAGAACAAUCACCUUUCACGUGCUGUGGAUGCGGCAUUGUCAGGGACCUGGGCGUCUAAAGGUGAAUUGAUGACGCUUUGUAAUGAGGAAGAUAUGUACGACGCCGACAAGAUCAACCCCACGCAAGAAAGAUGUCACCCAGCCAUUUACAAUCUUUUCGUCACUGAGAAAGAUAGGCUAUCAAGGUCCAUUGGCUUGUUAGACCUGGUUGGAGAUGAAAAGGAGGCCGUCAUUGUCGCGCUUAGAUGUAAGGCCGAGGCAUUAUCCGAGGAGUGCCAAGACGCCAUUGAAGAAUUGGAUCAGGUUACGUCAGAUGCUGCAUACGAGGAGGAAGCUCAACGUCUUAAGGCUAUAGAGUAUGUGGAGGAGCAGCGCCUGCGCUACGCCGAUUUGUUCCUUGAAAAAAGCAAGCUGAAGUCACUGACGCUUUCCACGCCGCGGAAGUUGAACGGUGGCAGAAAGUAG
Messenger RNA from Trypanosoma rangeli, 1359 nucleotides. RefSeq lists its product as uncharacterized. The coding region runs from base 1 to 1359 and encodes 452 amino acids. The transcript has a single exon. The record is from RefSeq and is a predicted model, not a curated record. NCBI's taxonomy places the organism in Eukaryota, Euglenozoa, Kinetoplastea, Trypanosomatida, Trypanosomatidae.